Messenger RNA from Argentina anserina (silverweed cinquefoil), 2312 nucleotides. Its product is annotated as DELLA protein GAIP-B. The transcript has a single exon. Gene Ontology annotation, biological process: regulation of DNA-templated transcription; regulation of seed dormancy process; salicylic acid mediated signaling pathway. The coding region runs from base 140 to 1972 and encodes 610 amino acids. NCBI's taxonomy places the organism in Eukaryota, Viridiplantae, Streptophyta, Magnoliopsida, Rosales, Rosaceae. Gene Ontology annotation, molecular function: DNA-binding transcription factor activity; sequence-specific DNA binding. Gene Ontology annotation, cellular component: nucleus. The record is from RefSeq and is a predicted model, not a curated record.
CCUCCUCCCCCGCCCUGCACAAACUAGUGACUACUGAAAAAAAACCAAAGCAAGAUAGAAAGAGAGAGAGAGAGCCCCGAAACCUAAAUGUUUAGAUUCUGAGUUCACAUCCGUUUCCGAGCUAUUAGUUUCAUCCAUAAUGAAAAGAGAGCAUCAUAGCCACCCCCACUACCCUAAUCCAAACCCACCCAUGGCCUCCGCUUCUAAUGAUAACAAGGCCGGCAAGGCGGCGAUGUACGACGACGGCAUGGAUGAGCUUCUGGCCGUUUUGGGUUACAAGGUCAAGUCUUCCAACAUGGCCGAUGUGGCCCAGAAGCUUGAGCAGCUUGAGGAGUUCAUGGGGACUGUUCAGGACGACGGGCUGUCCCAGCUGGCUUCUGAUACCGUUCAUUACAAUCCCUCCGAUCUGUCGAAUUGGCUGGAGAGCAUGAUCUCCGAGAUUACUCCGCCUCCGAAUUUCGACCCGGUAAUGGCGGCGCCGUUGAAUCAGCUCGGUGGCAGCAGCUCUGUUAUUCUGGAAGAUUCGUUUUUGGCUCCGGCGGAAUCUUCCACCAUAACCUCCAUCGAUUUCGCAGAUCACAACAUGAACAUAAACACAAGCAGGACCAAAUCUCUUAGCCCACGAACACAGUUCGACGACUGCUCCUCCUCCUCCAAUUAUGAACUCAAAGCCAUACCUGGUCAGGCCAUUUUCAGCCAGACCCAUUUCGAUUCCUCCCCUCGACAGCCAAAACGACUCAAACCCAACACAGAUUUCUACCCCACCACCACCUCCAUCCAACCCGUCUCCCUCCCCCUCCCCACCGCCGCCGAGCCAUCUCGCCCUGUAGUCGUUGUCGACUCGCAAGAAAAUGGAGUCAGAUUAGUCCACGGCCUCAUGGCCUGCGCCGAAGCCGUCCAGCAGAACAACCUCAACCUCGCCAAGGCCCUGGUCACGCAGAUCAGCUACCUCGCCAUCUCCCAAGCCGGAGCCAUGCGUAAAGUCGCCACCUUCUUCGCCGAGGCUCUAGCCCAGCGCAUCUUCCGCGUCUACCCUGCCGCUCCGAUCGACCACUCCUACUCGGAGAUGCUCCAGAUGCACUUCUACGAGACCUGCCCUUACAUCAAGUUCGCCCACUUCACCGCCAACCAGGCCAUCCUCGAAGGCUUCCAAGAUAAGAAAAGAGUUCACGUCAUCGAUUUCUCCAUGAACCAAGGGAUGCAGUGGCCGGCCCUGAUGCAGGCUCUGGCUCUCCGACCCGGCGGGCCGCCUGCUUUUCGCCUUACAGGUAUCGGCCCGCCGGCUGCGGACAACUCGGACCAUCUUCAAGAGGUUGGCUGGAAGCUAGCACAGCUGGCCGAAACCAUUCAUGUAGAAUUUGAGUAUAGAGGGUUCGUGGCCAACAGCUUGGCUGAUCUGGAUGCUUCUAUGCUGGAGCUGAGGCCGAGUGAGGUGGAAUCGGUUGCGGUUAACUCGGUGUUUGAGCUGCAUAAACUGUUGGCUCGGCCCGGUGCGAUCGAGAAAGUACUGUCUGUAGUGAAGCAGAUGAAGCCGGAGAUCGUUACUGUGGUGGAGCAGGAGGCGAACCACAACGGUCCGGUUUUCCUGAACCGAUUCAACGAGUCGCUGCACUAUUACUCGACGCUGUUUGACUCGCUGGAGGGGUCGGUCAACAGCCAGGACAAGAUGAUGUCGGAGGUGUACCUGGGGAAGCAAAUCUUCAACGUGGUGGCAUGUGAAGGGGUCGAGCGGGUCGAGAGGCACGAGACUCUGGCUCAGUGGCGGACCCGGUUUGGUGAUUCCGGUUUCGCUCCGGUUCAUUUGGGCUCCAACGCGUUCAAGCAGGCUAGCAUGCUUUUGGCGCUCUUCGCCGGCGGAGAUGGGUACAGAGUGGAAGAGAACGACGGGUGUUUAAUGCUGGGGUGGCACACUCGGCCGCUCAUUGCCACCUCGGCCUGGAGACUCGCCUCUCAAGCGGUGAUGAGUCACUGAGUCAACUCAGUGAGUCUGGUCGACGCGUUGUGGGUUUUUUUUUUUGGGUGCCAAGUGCCAACCAAACAGGCCCUUGUCAAUGAGUGAGUUGGCCCUCAAUGUGCUAAUCUGAACUGGGGUGCGUACGUUUAGGGUGAUUGAGACCCACAAAAGCCCCCACCCACCGUUACCAAGUCUUUGUUUUUUUUUUUUUUCAAUUUACUUAAUUUUGUCAAAGGGGUUAUUUUUCUGGAUCAAGAAUCAAGAGAUGGAUGAUGAUAAUGGAGUGUACCCAUGUUAAUAUCUAUAGGUUGGUGGUGAUAAUAAAAUGAAAUUAAAACCUUUUUGACUGCUAUUUGUU